UCCUGGUCUCUCUACCAUGACCUAGGACCAAUGAUCUAUUACUUCCCUCUGCAAACGCUGGAACUCACGGGGCUGGAGGUCUUCGGUGUAGCAAUCCUUUCUCCCGUACUCCUCGCAGUGCCUCCUUUCUGGAAGUUGGCUAACAGGAAGUGGAUGCUAAGCCUGCUGCGGGUAAUCACUAUUGGCGGCGUUGCCUCCUUCCACGCUCCUAAUGCCACACUUCGGCUGACGGUCCUCGCUCUGGGCGUGUCCUCCUCGCUGAUCGUGCAGGCUGUGACGUGGUGGUCAGGAGGUGGCUUGCAGAGGUAUCUCCGAAUUUGGGGCUUCAUUUUAGGACAGAUUCUUCUGCUCGUCCUCCGAAUCUGGUACACGUCCCUAAACCCGGUGUGGAGUUACCAGCUGCCCAACAGAGUCAUACUGGCCCUGGGUGCUGUGGCCACACUGGACCGCAUGGGGACAGAUGGUGACUGCAGUAAACCCCAGGGGAAGAAGACAGGCGAGGCCCAGGGGGCGGCCCCGCGACUCAGCUGGUUGUUGGCAGGGGCUAGCCAAGGAGAGCCAUCGCAGGGGGGUGAGGGGAAGAGGCAGCUGACCUGUGCCCGAGGCGCCAUUCUGUUGGCCUUGGCCAGUGGAUUGAUGCUUCCGGCCUGUUCGUGGUUUCCCAGUACGAGCUUACUCUGGUGGGCGACAGGAGCGGCUUCGGCCGCGGGUCUCCUCUACCUGCCCACGUGGGCAGCUGCUCUUUCCGGCUGCGUGCUGGCUGUCUUCACGGCAUCCGUGUGGCCUCAAGUGCUCGGACAGCUUGUCAGUUCAGGGCCGAACCCUGGGAAAGUCAUGGCCACUGCCAUGGUCUUCUAUCUUUUCGACAUGUUUUUCUGUGCGUGGUGCACAGCUUUUAAGUUCGUCCCAGGAGGUGUCUAUGCCAGAGAAAGAUCGGAUGUGCUUAUGGGGACAAUGAUGCUGGUUAUCGGGCUGAAUAUGCUGUUCGGUCGGGAGAAGAACCUUGACUUCCUCCAGCAGACAAAAAACAGUCCUAAAGCACUUUUUAAAAAGAGUGAAAAGUACAUGAAACUUUUUUUGUGGUUGCUUGUUGGUGCAGGGUUGUUGGGAUUAGGACUACGGCAUAAAACCUACCAGAGGAAAUUGGGCAAAGGGGCGCCAGCCACGGAGAUUUCCGCUGCCAUCUGGCCUUUCAGAUUCGGGUAUGACAAUGAAGGCUGGUCUAGCCUAGAAAGGUCAGCUCAACUGCUCAACCAAACAGGUGCUGAUUUUAUAACCAUUUUGGAGAGCGACGCGUCCAAGCCCUACAUAGGGAACAACGACCUUACCAUGUGGCUCGGGGAGAGGCUGAGUUUCUACACAGACUUCGGUCCCAGCACCAGGGACCACACCUGGGGGAUUAUGGCUCUGUCAAGGUACCCGAUCGUGAAGUCGGAGCACCACCUUCUCCCGUCGCCAGAGGGCGAGAUCGCACCAGCCAUCACAAUGACGGUUGAUGUCUCGGGCCGACCGGUCGACUUCGUGGUGACACACUUUGGGAAUUAUGAAGAUGACCUUGACAGGAAACUGCAGGCUAUUGCUGUCUCAGAACUACUGAAAAGUCGCUCGAAUCAGGUGAUAUUUCUGGGAUAUAUCACUUCAGCACCUGGCUCCAGAGACUACCUACAGCUCACUGAACACGGCGACAUGAAGGACAUCGACAGCACAGAUCCGGACAGAUGGUGUGAAUAUAUUAUGUACCGAGGGCUGAUCAGGUUGGGUUAUGCAAGAAUCUCCCAUGCUGAACUAAGUGAUUCUGAAAUUCAGAUGGCCAAAUUUAGGAUCCCGGAUGACCCCCUUAAUUAUAGCGACAACCAGAGAGUGGUCACAGACCCCAGAGAAGUGCCUGAGGAAAUCCACUUCAAUCCCAGGUGA
Tupaia belangeri chinensis (Chinese tree shrew) is the source of this 1914-nucleotide messenger RNA. RefSeq names its product cell wall biogenesis 43 C-terminal homolog (gene CWH43). NCBI's taxonomy places the organism in Eukaryota, Metazoa, Chordata, Mammalia, Scandentia, Tupaiidae. Gene Ontology annotation, biological process: GPI anchor biosynthetic process. The transcript is spliced from 14 exons. The record is from RefSeq and is a predicted model, not a curated record. The coding region runs from base 31 to 1914 and encodes 627 amino acids. Gene Ontology annotation, cellular component: endoplasmic reticulum.